ACAAAUAUUCUCUCUCUCAAAAAGCAUCAAUCUCUCUCGUUUCUCUCUUUAUCUAGACUGCCACUCUCUAGCUUUUUUAAAACAAAAUCAACAAAAUCUUGAUUGAUUGAAGCUAAAAAUUUUAUAUUUAAAAAAUGUUUUUGCUUGAUUGGUUUUAUGGGGUGCUAGCAUCACUUGGUUUAUGGCAAAAAGAAGCUAAGAUCUUGUUUUUAGGCCUUGAUAAUGCUGGCAAAACCACAUUGCUUCACAUGUUAAAAGACGAGAGAUUGGUGCAACAUCAGCCAACGCAGUAUCCAACAUCAGAGGAAUUGAGUAUAGGCAAAAUCAAGUUCAAGGCUUUUGAUUUGGGUGGCCAUCAGAUUGCCCGUCGAGUUUGGAAAGAUUACUAUGCCAAGGUGGAUGCUGUUGUUUACCUGGUAGAUGCUUAUGACAAAGAGAGAUUUGCGGAGUCCAAGAAAGAAUUGGAUGCUCUCCUCUCUGAUGAAGCAUUAGCCAAUGUCCCCUUUCUUGUUUUGGGCAACAAGAUUGAUAUCCCAGAUGCUGCCUCAGAAGAUGAGUUGCGUUUCUACCUGGGUCUUACCAACUUCACCACCGGCAAGGGUAAGGUGAACUUGGUAGACUCAAAUGUCCGUCCCCUCGAGGUGUUCAUGUGUAGCAUUGUCCGCAAAAUGGGCUAUGGAGAGGGUUUCAGGUGGCUUUCUCAGUAUAUCAAGUAGCAAUCUACAGGAAAUUAAGAUCCGUCUAGUUCUUAAGCUCUCUGAUGUCUCAUACUGUAUCCAAUGGACAUCAUCGUUGUAUAAUAACGUUUGAAGGUAUUUUCACGUUGUUUGGCCUUCGUUUUGGGUAAAAUGGCACACAUGCUACCUCAUGUGCAUAAUGAAAAAACCUAGAAGUGAUUGAUGAUUUGUUGUUUGUUAUGAGCAAUGAAAAUGGGCAUUACUUCUUGUUC
Messenger RNA from Populus nigra (black poplar), 949 nucleotides. RefSeq names its product GTP-binding protein SAR1A-like. Gene Ontology annotation, cellular component: endoplasmic reticulum exit site; COPII vesicle coat. Gene Ontology annotation, biological process: intracellular protein transport; membrane organization; vesicle organization. The transcript is spliced from 3 exons. Bases 135 to 716 code for a protein of 193 amino acids. NCBI's taxonomy places the organism in Eukaryota, Viridiplantae, Streptophyta, Magnoliopsida, Malpighiales, Salicaceae. The record is from RefSeq and is a predicted model, not a curated record. Gene Ontology annotation, molecular function: GTPase activity; GTP binding.